AUGCUGAAUAGACAAAUCAAAUCUAAGAAGGUUAAGAAUCUGAUCAAGAAAUUCGAUGCAGAGGAUGAAGAUGAGCAUUAGGAGGAACACGAAAGUUAACAAGAAGAAGUGCAAUAAUAAACGAAACAAUCAUUAAAAUAAUUGUUGUCGGGAGUGAUUAAGAGAGAUGUUAAAAGUGAGAAGGCAAUUAUGGCAGACAAAUAAAAAAUAUUGAACGAACUCACUGGUGAGAAGUAAAAACAAAAAGAAAUUGGAAUAAAGAAAAGCAUUAAAAAGGCUGUAGUCGAAAAAGGACAUGUUGAUCCAAGAGUGUCAACCAAUAGAGAUCAAGAAAGAGAGUUGAAGGUUAUAGCAGCCAAAGGUUUGGUUAAAGUAUUCAAUGUACUUGCUGAUAUGAGAUAGAAACAAAAUGAAUGAGUUUGUGGUGGAAAUUGUUUGUAUUUAAUUAAUUAAAA
Molecule: messenger RNA, 455 nt
Organism: Paramecium tetraurelia
Lineage: Eukaryota; Ciliophora; Oligohymenophorea; Peniculida; Parameciidae
Exons: 2
Biological process (GO): rRNA processing
Source: RefSeq, a predicted model, not a curated record